Molecule: messenger RNA, 841 nt
Organism: Myzus persicae (green peach aphid)
Lineage: Eukaryota; Metazoa; Arthropoda; Insecta; Hemiptera; Aphididae
Exons: 6
Coding region: 140-835 (231 amino acids)
Source: RefSeq, a predicted model, not a curated record
CUGGUUUGUUGUUACAUUUAACGUGACAAAUGAAGUGCAGCAUGUUCCUCACACGUGGCUGUCAAAAAAUGUUUGUUGGUUUCCAUUCAUCCAGAGUGAUAACAAAAAAAUUUACUUUACAGUAUCUCAAGUUGCUAACAUGAUAAAAAAGUGCACAGUACCUAACAAAAAUGAUGGGAAAAAUUAUGAUGUCGUAAUAAGAGCUGGACCAUUUGAUAAAGAGAGUCAUGCCAAGAAAGUAUCUAAAGCAUGGUCAGGGCCAGAUGAUUCUUCGUCUGAUAGCAAUGUUAGUUUAUCUCCUGAAAAGCCAUCAUCUCCUAAAAAAAGAAAAAUUAUGCCUUAUUUUUCUAGUGUGCAGGAAAAUGAGUUAAUUGUAAACCUGCCUAAGGCACCUACAACACCUAUUAGAAAAACAUCGUCUACUAAAAAUAGCAUACCUGUUUCCUUGGGCUUGAUCUCACCUAUUAUCUUAAAAGAUAUAAGUACUAAUUCUACAGUAAGUUCCUCCGACAUUAGACCCUUAAAUAAUUCUACUGUUGAUGUUUGUGCCCAAUCAACUCCAAAUUCAUCCAGUAACUUAAUAAUUAAAGACAAGAUAAAUACAGAUUGUAGUACUGCAUCUUGCUCAUAUGAUCCUGGGAAUUUUAAUGUAGUAACAACUAUUAAUGAAGUUGGUGUGGAAACAAAUAAUUCCUGUGUGUCAGUCAUGACUGAUUUUAAGAAAAUUGAAAAAAAUUGUGAUGUACCAAUUGAAUUUGAUGUUAAUAAUAUGGAUGAAAAAAUUAGCUCUAAUAAUAGCGUUAGAAAAGGCAAGUUACUUUCUAUAUUUAUGUAAUCCAAU